AUGGCUUCUCUUGGUGGUAACGUUUUACCCCUGGGACCUCAGGCUCAAAUCUAUCUCGCUGGAGUAGCAGUCGUCCUCGUCGUAGGCUUCUGCUUUUCUACGCUUCUCGUAAAAUCUACGAAGACGAAUGACAACCCAAGUUUGCUCCGGGCAUUGUGGUAUUUCGUCUACUCCUGCUUCCUCAAGCCUCAUGAGGGCGACAAGCAGGGAACUCAGCAGGAUGCUCUUGAGAGCUUCUACAAAAGCCAAGCCGGUGCGUACGAUACCACCAGGAGCGCGCUUCUCAAAGGCCGUGAAGACAUGUUGGCUCUAGCUGCCGCACAGCUGGAGCACAGAUCAGUCAAAGAUGGCCAAUUGUCCCAGAACAAAAGGAGGAUUUGGGUUGAUGUCGGUGGUGGCACAGGCUUCAAUAUUGAAGCUAUGGCCCAGUUCGUCGACGUGCCUCGAUUCUUCUCCAGUGUCUACCUCGUCGAUUUCUCGCCGUCCCUAUGUGAGGUCGCCCGGAAACGGUUCGCUCGGUUGGGAUGGGACAAUGUGAAGGUUGUAUGCCAGGAUGCUAGGAAGUUCCGCUUGGAGGACCAUGAACCAGUCCUCGACGGCGGGCGAGCUCCCAGCUCUCCUCAUAUAAGCUACUUCUCACAGAAGCGCCCUGAACACGGUGGUGUCGACCUGAUCACCAUGUCUUACAGCCUUUCGAUGAUUCCUGACUAUUACUCCGUCAUCGAUACGCUUCCAUCUCUGCUGGCGCCCAAUGGUAUCAUGGGCGUUGUUGAUUUCUAUGUCCAAUCCGAGGUCGAUGUCAGCUUCCGGAAUUAUACAGGUGGCCUCAUCAAUCGCCACGUCAACUUCCUUCAGCGCACCUUCUGGCGUGCGUGGUUUGACAUCGACCGCGUUGCCCUAGAGCCAGGUCGACGUGACUAUCUUGAGUAUCGCUUCGGAACUGUUCUCAACGUCAACAGCCGAAACUACACGCUUGGCGCGAUUCCGUAUUACGUCUGGCUCGGUUGUCACAAAAGGCCAAUGUCCUCAGCCCUUCCCCAUGAAAUCGUGGAGAAGGUCGAUGCUCUUGUUACAGAGUCUCCUUACUUGCAUCCGAAGAACCACUCGAAUGCUUUGUCACGUGCCGUUGAGAGAGCUGCACCAGAGAUCCGCUCGAAAGCUUUUGAUGCAGCCGUUGUCAACCUCUCGGCUAACUUGCCCCUCCCCUCGUUCUUCUAUCAGAAUCACCACUGGCGCAUCUAUUAUGACGAUCAGCUCAAGAAGCACACGCAGUUCAACGAUGAGUACAUCUAUGCUUUCACCUGGGAAGAUACCCGCGUGGAUGAGCGCAUCCUCAAGCUCAAGUCUGAUGAUGUAGUUCUGGCCAUUUGCAGUGCUGGUGACAACAUACUGUCUUAUGCUCUGCAAAGUCCCGCCAGAAUCCAUGCGGUGGACCUGAACCCUACCCAAAGCCACUUGCUUGAGCUCAAGGUUGCUGCUUAUUCUUCGCUUCCUUACGAGGAUUUUUGGAAGAUAUUCGGAGAUGGGAAGCACCCAGACUUCCGAUCGCUGCUGAUCUCAAAGAUGUCUCCCCAUCUGUCCAGCCGAGCUUUCCAGUACUGGCUGAACAACCAUCACAUCUUCACAAAGUCCAAGGGGGGAUUGUAUGACACUGGUGGCUCAAAGCACGGUAUACGCAUCUUCCGCUGGAUCACACGCGUCUUUGGUUGCAGGUCUGCUGUUAAGGCACUCCUCUCUGCAAAAACAUUGAAUGAGCAACGUGAGAUCUGGCGCAACAAGAUCCGUCCUGCCCUGCUCUCACGCCUGGUAUCCAAGUUUGUUGUCAGUCAGGAGUCAUUCCUUUGGACAGCCCUCGGUGUCCCCAAGAACCAACUGGCAAUUCUUGAGGAAGACCAUGCUACCUCCGAUGCUGUGUGUGGUGCAAACCCAACCGCCAAGAACACCAGGUCUCACGCUAUCUGGGAGUACAUGGUCAACACACUGGAUCCCGUUGUUGAGACGACUCACAUCGCCGCCGACAACCCAUACUACUUGGUCUGUUUGGAAGGCAAGUUCACACGCCGUUGUCAUCCGGAUUAUCUCUCACCGCAGGCCCAUGCCCGUCUGUCACGGUCCAAUGCCUUCGACGGGCUGCGCAUCCACACUGACGAGAUCGACGAGGUCAUUGCCCGCAUCACGCCAGGUACACUGACCGUCGCCGUUGUCAUGGACAGCAUGGACUGGUUUGAUCCUGGAUCUAACGCAGCAGGUGCCCAGAUCACGAAGCUCAAUCGCGCUCUAAAGAUGGGCGGGCGCGUGAUGCUACGCUCAGCUGGUCUGAAGCCAUGGUAUAUCAAUGAGUUCGAGAAGCUGGGCUUCGUCGCCAAAUGCAUGGGGGCCAGAGAGGGCAAGGCCUGCAUUGACCGCGUCAACAUGUACGCUUCCUGCUGGAUCAUGACCAAGACUGAAAAUCUGGCACCGCCGACUCCUGGAGCCGAAGCCGAGUCCCUGAGCGGAUCAGAAAUUACCAAAUUGGUGAUUUGA
Molecule: messenger RNA, 2523 nt
Organism: Neoarthrinium moseri
Lineage: Eukaryota; Fungi; Ascomycota; Sordariomycetes; Amphisphaeriales; Apiosporaceae
Exons: 3
Coding region: 1-2523 (840 amino acids)
Source: RefSeq, a predicted model, not a curated record